This is a messenger RNA of Varroa destructor (honeybee mite), 2321 nucleotides long. Its product is annotated as regulator of nonsense transcripts 2-like. The record is from RefSeq and is a predicted model, not a curated record. NCBI's taxonomy places the organism in Eukaryota, Metazoa, Arthropoda, Arachnida, Mesostigmata, Varroidae. Gene Ontology annotation, cellular component: exon-exon junction complex; cytoplasm. Gene Ontology annotation, biological process: nuclear-transcribed mRNA catabolic process, nonsense-mediated decay. Gene Ontology annotation, molecular function: protein binding; RNA binding.
ACACAAGUCUUGACUGUUUGAAUUCACGAGUGAAGUCAGCCAGCGAUUUUGAGCAGGUAUCUGCGUUUGCUCUCGUCCAUUGAAAGUGUCUCAGUGCAACUUUGGUGCAAAAUGCAAUCUUCGCUAUCAGUGCAACUUUACAAGGAUUAAAAUGACAUUUGGAUAGAGGAUCUUCAUGUGUCAAUUUGUGAAAGAACUCGAAAAUGGCUGAUGACAAAGGCAAAACGUUUGGAGGGAUUCGAUCCGAGCUGCGGCGGGAAAAUUUGGCUCCGGUUCGCGCUACCGAAAAUGCUCUGGCACUCAGAGACUCCAGCCUUAAGAAAAAUACGGCGUUUGUACGAAAAAUUAAAACCUUCAGCGAAGCUCAACAAUUAUCGGUUCUCAAUGACAUUCGAUCACUUAAUCUGUCAAAGUACAUCUCGGAAAUUUGCCAAGCGAUUGUGGAGUCAAAGUUUAAGCUCAGCGAUAUCACUUCGCUUGUACAGGUGUGCUCUCGACUUCAUGUAGAGUACGCCGAUUUUGCCAGUUCGUUACUUGACUGCAUACAGAAAUCGGUGUCGUCUCAAGCAGUAAACCCUGCCAAAGCUCGAGUGGAUCUCCGACUUAGUGCCGAACUCCUCCUCGCCGGAGUGUUCCCGUUAAAAGAAGGAUUUCAACUACUCAAGCAUUUUUUACAAGAAAUGUGUAAUCAAAGCCAGCAGUCAUUAAGUGCAGUGAUCUCAUUGUGUAAGAGCUGCGGAGAGGACCUUCUCGCGCUUAGUCCUGGGGCACCGAAUGAUAUUUAUGUGCCUCUCGACAAGCAAAAGUUACUUCAGAUGAUGGUGCGUGAAUAUUUUAAGUCGAUUUGUCGAUAUGCAACUCGCGAACAUGGCGAGCUGUGUAAAAUGCAGAAGAAACAUAAACACACAGUACAAUCAAAAGGGGUUGCGCCGCAGGAGAUGACGGAAAAAUUGGAGAAUGCUCAGAUGACAUUUGUCAAAUUGACGAGUUCACUUGAGCAGCUGGCAGGAUUGCUAGGAGAAAGCGCACCACAGUUCAGCGAACCGGAAGAACCACCCGAGGGCGAGGGAAUCGUGCAGGGAGUGUUAAUAGAGACGGAGUUGUCGGAAGAAUCCUUAUGGGAAGAUUCGGACACGCAGGCAUUCUACGAACAUCUUCCAGAUUUAAAAGCCAUUAUGCCCGCAAUUUUGAAGGACAAUACUAAGGACGACAAGGUUAGACAAAGACUCGACAAAGACAGGGAUCGGGAAAACUAUGACGAACUCGGUCGAGACGAAGAGAAAUCGGUAUCGCCGUCACCCGAAGGCGCCGGAGGUGAGGCCGAAGCUGAGGAGGAUCUGGCCGAAAAAGCGGAAAAAGAGAUGCGAAAGGUUGAAACGAAGCCGCAGUUGGACUUAUUCCUCAAACAGCUGCCUCAGUGUCUUAAUCGAGACACCAUCGACCAGAUGGCGGAACAGUUCUGCUUCAACCUUAACACCCGGCCAAAUCGGUAUAAAUUGACGCGAGCGCUUUUCCUCGUGCCUCGAACCCGUCUCGACCUGCUUCCGCUGUAUUCGCGACUCGUAGCUAUCCUUAAACCAGUCGCUGUUGAUCUCGGAGAGGAGCUGUGCGCGUUGCUGCUCAAGGACUUCUCGUAUCAGCUUCGCAAGAAGGACCAGAUGAAUAUAGAAACCAAGGUUAAAACUGUUCGCUUUUUAGCGGAGCUGACGAAAUUCCGAGUUCUUCCAAUGAGCGAGACACUGCGUUGUUUGAAAAAGCUCCUUGGAGACUUUUCUCACCAUGCGAUUGAUAUGAGCUGCCAUUUAGUUGAGUGCUGUGGACGAUUCUUGUUCCUUCAUCGUAAGUUAACGAUAUUCCUGCUACCGGCUCAGAGAUUCUUCAAUUUAUUUAUUACGAUCCAUUUAAAAAAAAACUUAUUUUCGGCUAAACCGUAUUCUAGGUAUAUUUUUCGUAGGUAUAUUAUUAUAUUAUAGGUAGGAAUGUUUGGAAACCUACGUGACCCUAUAGAAAACCGACUGAAUUUAAACAGUCAGGGUGAAAAGCUUCUACGGAGUAUUUUUCUUUUUUUUUUCUGAAAAUACCUUUCUAGAAAGUACCGUAUAUUUCUAAAAUGAAAAAAAGCAAGGUUCGUAGAUUUUUAAAAGUGGUCAAAGCUUAAAAUUCCGUCAGUCCUUUAAAACUUACUUUGGCAUCCAAUAAGUUGAACCUUCAUGGUUGUCUAUAUUUUUUGUUGUUUCUGAAAAUAUGUGGUGCAGUCUAAACGAAUGUAAAUAAAUAAAAUAUAUUUCACAUAAGAUUCCUUUUGGAGACGCCGCACCUCU